CUUUUAAUCAAAAUUAUCAAAAUUCGAGCUCCUUUUUUGACGCCGGUUAGCCAGAUUUAUUCAACAUGACGAGUAUAGUGAGUCUCAACGAGGACUGUUUGCUUCAAAUUGUAGCGUUCCUUGAUAUCGAAGAUCAACUGCAGUUGUGGCAGGCCACCGAGUCCACUUCCCGACUCAAUUCUGUGGUUUCAUAUGCCUGGCAGCGCCAAAGUAAGCAUUCUAUUCACCGGGAAACAUUCGACGAUAGACCAGAACUACUCGAGGACUUUCUGCAAGCCAUAAGGUCGUCAGUGGUGGAACUCACAUUGAACUACUUGCCUAUGUCACAACUUGAACUGUGGAGGAAACAUGUAUUUCCUAAUAUACGGGAAUUGUACUACAUGGGGGAUGAAGACGGUGACGCAGACGUCGAUUCUGAGGUCGAAAUAUUGCUGCACUGUUUUCCCCUGGUGGAAUCCAUUGGUCUGGGCGGAAAUUGCUCUGGUCGGUACAUCGACCAAUUUAGAAAUCUACGGCGACUGGACCUUCAACUGUGCUGGUUCUUGAGCACACAGUGCUUUGAGAAUAUCUGCAGAAACCUUCCGUUGCAGUCCCUGAACAUUCAGUGGCGGCGGGCCGAUGAGGACGCCUAUGUACGAGCCAUCUCUACCUUACACGACCUGGAGGAACUCGAACUGGAGAUUGUCCAUUUGGCACCGGAAAAUAUCCCCCAGCUUAUAAACCUGCCAAAAUUAAGAAAACUUCGCAUUCACAACUUUGAUCAGUUGGACGAUCUAUUGUCGGAAAUUGGCCGGUUGCGGGGACAGGAUGUGGUGGCAGCCACAUGCAAAGACAGCAUUUGGACCCGUACUCCCGGCGUACUGGCUAAACUGCACAACCUCCGUUCCCUGACGAUUAUCGACGACGAGGGUUGUUGUGCCAUUGACUUUAGCGUUAUAGUCAACUGUUUUCCCCGUUUGGAACAAAUACAUCUGGAAAACUCUCGGAUCUGGCCAAAUGCAGAUGGUAUAUGGGAUGUUGUGGAUGCAUGUCCCCAUCUAACAGAUUUUACGAUAUCCAACAUGGUUCUAUACGAAGAAUUCUUUGCCUUCAGUGCGUCUACAAUGAAUCGUAUUUUAGAUCGGCGGGAGAAGACCCUGGUAAUGCAUUUAAAUGAAAACGAAAUGGAGUCUUUGAUUCGCGAGCGCUUUGUGCAUCCAAAACUGAAACUUUCCUUUGAGCCGACAAGUGAUGCUAGUUCAUCAGUACCUGAAGAAUGGAUGGAGUUGGAAUUGUUACCCAAGCUUUCGUGAUAUAGAAUAAGGUUUCGUUUUUUUCCACUGACCCUAAUUAUACGUAGUUUUUACGUAGUUUUAAAGGCUAUUUUCUCUUUAAAAUGUCCGCCAAAUAAAGAGGCUGAUAUUACACACUUA
Drosophila bipectinata is the source of this 1412-nucleotide messenger RNA. RefSeq lists its product as uncharacterized. NCBI's taxonomy places the organism in Eukaryota, Metazoa, Arthropoda, Insecta, Diptera, Drosophilidae. The record is from RefSeq and is a predicted model, not a curated record.